Molecule: messenger RNA, 2091 nt
Organism: Rotaria sordida
Lineage: Eukaryota; Metazoa; Rotifera; Eurotatoria; Philodinida; Philodinidae
Source: the annotation of a GenBank genome assembly
AUGUCUGAUGGAAACCAAUUUACCGCAUCUGCAUACGCACAGCAACAUCAACAAAAUAGAUUACCAUUUGAAUCAAUGGGCAAUGUAUUGCUCGAUGCGAUGCAGGGUAUACUUAUUUGUCUUGAUAGUUAUCAUAUUAUUAUUGGUGUAUCAAAAACAGUCAAACGUUAUUUUGGUUUUGAACAAACAGAUCUUGUUGGUUUAUCAAUAUUAUUACUUAUUGAAGAUAGUGAAAGAGAUUCAUUUUUAAAAUUUCUUAAUAGUCCAUCACAACCUAAUGAUAUGCAUUAUGUUCGUAUAAUGACAAAUAAUACAAAUGAAUAUCGUCAAGUUAAAAUUCAUCGAAAGAAAAAAUUAAAUCAUGAUAAUGCUAAUGUUCAUUCAACUACAACACGACAUAAUUAUUCUGUUGUUACAAUGCUUAUAAUAACAUCAGAAGAUUCAUCUUAUAUUGAUAUAACAUUACAUGAUAUUCAUAAACAAGAAUUUUAUACAAAAAUGAAUUUAAUUGGUGAAAUUAUUUUUGAAGAUCAUCGUGGUGCUUUAAUAACUGGUUAUUUACCACAUGAAAUACUUUCACAAUCAAUAUUUGAUUUUGUUUAUUAUGAAGAUCGUUUAGUUAAAUUACAUGCACUUUGGAAAUGUGUAACAACUGGUUCAAGUAAAUUACAAUGGCGUUUAAAUGCACGUGAUGGUUCAUUAGUUUUUCUUCAAACUGAAUAUAAAUUAAUAUCUGAUCAUCAAAAUCAUGAUAUAAUCGUAGCUCGAAAUGAAGUUUUAAAUCCAAUACAAAGAUCACAAUUUGAUGAAUUACAAACAGCAUGGAAACAUCAAUGUGCAGCUGAUAUUAAAGGAAAUAGUUCAUCAUUUAAAUUUCUUUCACCAACGGAUACAGAUUCGUCAUCAGCAUCAAAUGGUCAAUGUCGUAUAUGUGUUCCUUCAUUAAGAAAUAUAUUUGGUGUAUCAAAAUUAACGCGUCCACUAACAAUACAAGAUUAUAUACAAAUAUUAAUGGAUAAUGAUAAACAUAUGGAUGGUGAAUUAGCAAAUAUGAUUAAUAAUAUUCAAUCAUUAACAGCAUGUUAUAGACGUUUAAAUGAUAAGACUAAAUCACAAAGCAAUGGUUCAGACAUAAUAAUGGAUGAAAAAGUUCAAUUAGAAUCUUCACCAUCAUUAACAGAUAUAUCAUCACGUCAAAAACAUGAUUCAGAAUCAAUUGUACGUGGUAUACUUAGUAAUUCAAUACAAUAUAAUCAUGAAAAACAAUCCGGUGAUUCAUCUUCAACACUUGUUAGACUUUUGAAUGGUAAUGGACAUAGUUCACAAAAUGGAAAUACAAGAUCAUCAACAGUUACAUCACAAUUUCAAAUAAAUCAAUCCAAGUCAAAUUCAACUCCACUUAGUCCAGAAAUUAUACAUCAACAAGAUGUGGAUUUUUUAAAAAAAUAUAAAGCAGCCAAAGCCAAAUUAGAAUCUCAAUUAGAAUCAAUCCGAAGACAAGAAACCAUUGAUGCUAAUCAAAUAAAUGAUAAAGCAAAACGAAAUACAAUAUUAAAUAAAUUAUCUCAAUUAGAAAAUAUAAAAAAUAAACAUUUUGCACGUCGACAUAUUCAAAAACGGCAAACUUCUACAACUACAACAGCAGUACCUAUUAUUAAUUCUGAACAAAAAGAUUUUCUUAAUAGUCUAUUUUCAUCAUCACCAUCAUCAGCAAAAUCAAUUGGAUUAUUACCUAUAGAUAAUAAUAAUUCUCUAACAUCAUCAAGUCCAUCAUCAUUAUUUUCUUCAUCAAAUGAUCAAUCACCAUAUUAUUCAUCCAAUAAUUAUCAAGAUCAACGAAAUACUUCACAACAAUUUGAUUCUAUACAAACUUCAUCGUAUCAUAAUGUUAAACCUUCUUUAUUCGAUGAAUUUUUAACACCACCAUCGUCAUCUUAUACACCGGUUAAUACGACUACUACUACUAAUAAUAAUAAUUCAUCAACAUCUGUACAUUCACAUAUGGAUAUUUCAUAUCAAGGAACAACAGACAAUUUAACAGGUUCAUCCUUUUCUACUAAUCAUCAACAUAAUACAAAUUAUCCUUAUUAA